This is a messenger RNA of Rotaria socialis, 783 nucleotides long. The record is from the annotation of a GenBank genome assembly. NCBI's taxonomy places the organism in Eukaryota, Metazoa, Rotifera, Eurotatoria, Philodinida, Philodinidae.
AUGGAUAGUGGUCUUGAAAUGGCAAUUAAAUUGUUAAGAAAUCGGCAAGCUACGAAUCCAUCAGGUGCUUUGCUUGUUCUAACUGAUGGUCAAGAUUGUCAACGUCAUGAUUAUUCAAAUUUGAUGGAACAACUGUCAGAAGGUGUUGUUUGUCACACAUUUGGUUAUGGAUCUGACCAUAAUGCUGCUCUACUUUCUCAAAUAGUUGAACAAGGUCAUGGAGGUACUUUCACAUAUAUUGACCAAGUCGAUGGAGUUGGUCAUGCAUUUGCUACUGUAGUUGAUGAACUAUUUAUAUGUAUUGGAAAACAGUUAAGGAUUCAAUUGGAGUUUAAUGGUGAUUAUACAAUUACUCAUGCUCAUACAACUUACUCGUAUGAACCAAACAACCAUCCGUACGGAACCUGUUCCGAUCAAGUAGAUCCUCAAUUAUCACUUAUUCAAGUCAACUAUGAACUUGAUAUUCAACGUAAUCGAAUCGAAACAAGUGAAGUAUUGAAACGAGCAGUGGUAGAAACUGAUUAUGAACGUGCGCGUCAGAUGAUCAACGUGCAACUGGCAAAAAUUAGCUCAUCAAUUUCAGCUGCAAAUCCGUUAUGCCAACAAUUGAUGUGGGAUUUAGAAUUCCAAUAUCCAAGUCAAAUAGAAUCUUCAAUAUCAUUGGCAACCGUGCACAUGCAGCACGAGCAAAAACAUAACAGCCAUGCAACUACUACUACAAUUAGUGAAGCAUGUAAGAUGUCAUCGAAUCGAGGACGUUCUCGAAGUAACUAUCUUUUUUGA